GUUUUGUUUUGUUUUGGUUUUUCAAAAAAAAACUUUCGAAAAAUUUUGAAAAAUAUGGCUGCUCCAAUACCAAGCUAUAUACGACGUUAUCAAAAACGUAAAGAUCGUAUUGAUUAUUAUCUUUUUAGUGAUCCAAAUGGUUUUCGACAAUUAAUGCAACAAUUAUCAUGCGGUUAUACUGGUUUUAUGUUUCCAUUAGAACGAACUGAUUCGAAAAAAUAUUAUCGUUAUCGUCAAUUUGAAUUGGCUACAUUCGAACAACGUGAAGAAUUGAUUGAUAAAAUUUAUUUAACAAUGAGACAAAGUAAAUUAUCAAUGUUACGUGCGAAAAGAAUGUGGCAACAAAUUUUACGACAAAUCAAAAGAGAACGAUUAACAACAACAUUAUCACCUAGUUCAUAUGAUUUAAGAAUCGAAACAAAAGAACAAUUAUUUCAAGUACAAUUACAAACAUUUUUACAACAAAAUCAAUCAAUACAUACAAUUGAUGAUUUAUUAAUACAAUUAAUAACAAAUCGUUCAAUGUUUAAUGCAUUAAAUAGUAUUAAUGAUGAAUUAAAACGUUGGAUAAAUUUAAUAACCGAACAGAAUGGUAAAUUACAACAAGAUGGUGAACGAUUAUUUCGUUUAGUUUCUAAUGAAAAUGAUUUACAUAUAAAAUUUAAAUUAUUAACCAAAUUAAUACGUAUUGGUGAUGAUGAACAAGUUGUACAAGCAUAUUGGCAACGAAUGCUUGUUUGUAUGCAAGCUGGUAAAUAUUUAACCGCUGCACAUGAUCUAGAUAUACUAUUAUCACAGGUUUGUCAACAACAAUCCGAACAAGAUUUACAAAUACAAACACCAUCACCACCACCCGGUAUGGUUAAUUGUGGUAAUGAUGUACGUUUAUCACAACAAUUAUUUUAUUAUGCAAUCAAAUGUUAUUAUCGUUUAUUGACAAAUCCAACAUAUAAAUCAUUAGGUUCAAUAAAACGUGAAAAUCAUUUACAACGUUAUCAACAUUUAAUUAGACAAUUACAAUUAUUAGCUUAUUUUGAUUAUACACCAAGAAUCCAGCGACAACAACAACAACAAUCCGUAUCAAGUCAAAUAGUUGAAUUUAUGCGUGAAUCAAUUCCUGAAUCAAUGUUAUUUCGGACAUAUGGUUCAGUAUUAAGACGAUUAAAAAAAGAAGGUUUACCAGUUGAAUUGGAUGAUAUUUUAAUACAAUUAAAACAUCAACAACAACAACAACAACAAAUUGGUCAACCAGGUAUUGAUGGACAACAAAUUCAAUCCAAUGAUAAUGAAGAAGGUUCGCUGAUGGAUUCAGCUAAGGCACAUCAAGAAUUUGCCUAUUCCGAUAUAUUUGCUACAGCACAAUUUGAUAAUGAUAAUAGUCUUUAUCUUUGUUCAACAAGACCAAUACAAAAAGGUGAAAUAAUUUUUUAUGAAAAAAUUGUUGCAUUUUCCGUAAAGAAAUCAUAUUGGAAAAAAUUUUGUACAUUUUGUAAACGUAGCGUAUCACAUCAUUUUAUACCAUGUUCAGUUUGUUCGGAAUCAGUUUUCUGUAAUGUUUUAUGUGAACGUAUGUCAUCAGCAACUAAUCAUCAAAAAACCUGUCAAUUAUCAGCAUCAAUAAUUUAUGAACAUUUUAAUAAUGAUCAUACAAUUGCAUUAAUAUAUGAUUUAUUUGCAUCAUUACCAAUACGUUUGAUUGUUGAUGCAUCACGUGUUGAUAAUAUUCGUGCAUAUGAUCAUGGUUUAAGAUAUCCAAUACGUUUACCAUUUAUGAUGACUGUAUUUACACAGAUGAUGUUGGAUUUACCAUAUUCAUCUAUCGGUCAGAUUGAUUUACAAAAACCAGAUAUUGAUGAUGGACGGAAAUUACUUUUCGAUUCAAUACGUUUAUCAAUGAUUAUUGCACAUAAAUUUCGCCUAACGAAAUUAGAUUUAGAAGCAAUCCGUACGAUAAAUGAUGAAGGAAUUGAUAAUAAAUCAAUUGAAAAUCCAAUUCAAAUGGAAGAUCUAAUAAAAUUAAUUCGAAUUGUAUUUGCAGCAUUAUAUCGAAUUAGACAUUCACCAAUUGGUCAUCAUGAUUUAAUUAAACAAUCAUUAAUGACUACGGUUGAUAAUAAUUAUCAACGUAAUAUUGUUUGUCAGGAUAAUGUUGGACGUGCAUUAGGUGCAUUUAGUGUUCGAUUACAAGCAUCAUGUCCAUCCGAAUCAAAUGUUGAACGUCAAUUUGAUAAUGAUGGUAGAAUUAUUUAUAAAGCUUCGACAAGAAUAUUACCCGGUGAUAAAUUACGUAUAUCAAAUCAAUUACCUGAUUAUACUGGACGACAACGUUUACGUUGUUUACAACGUUUAAAUCUUAAACCUUGUAAUGAAUGUCAAUUAUGUUUAACGAUUAUUCAAUCUAAUAUAUAA
Dermatophagoides pteronyssinus (European house dust mite) is the source of this 2409-nucleotide messenger RNA. RefSeq lists its product as uncharacterized. Gene Ontology annotation, molecular function: histone deacetylase binding. The record is from RefSeq and is a predicted model, not a curated record. Gene Ontology annotation, cellular component: cytoplasm; nucleus. Lineage: Eukaryota; Metazoa; Arthropoda; Arachnida; Sarcoptiformes; Pyroglyphidae.